This is a messenger RNA of Trematosphaeria pertusa, 1854 nucleotides long. RefSeq names its product cytochrome P450. Bases 232 to 1854 code for a protein of 540 amino acids. The transcript has 5 exons. The record is from RefSeq and is a predicted model, not a curated record. Lineage: Eukaryota; Fungi; Ascomycota; Dothideomycetes; Pleosporales; Trematosphaeriaceae. Gene Ontology annotation, molecular function: oxidoreductase activity, acting on paired donors, with incorporation or reduction of molecular oxygen; iron ion binding; heme binding.
CUUUGAUUGCUGCCUUUUCCAAGUACGGCAUCAGAGUACGAGCCGUGCAAUGACGCGGCUUCGCGGCGUCGCGAGACACGGCCAGUCAAUGUCGGUAGCCAAGGGAGCUGAAUAUUCCCCGCCAUCUAGGCAUAUGCAACGCCGCAUAUAACUGCGGCGGGUGAGCUCUGCAAUCCUCCACGGCCUCAUCACUUUUCAGGCCCCCUUCAUUGCAAGGCUUUGAUUUCAAAGAUGGAGAGUCGGGCUUACCUCUUAUCGUUCGUCUCCGGGGUGUCCAGCGAAGUUUUGCUUUUCUCCAGAGGCGAAUGGGAUCGCUAUGCGCCAACCAUUCUGAAGAGCCUCACCCUCUCGGCUUUAGGAAGCUUCUGCCUCUUAUGGAAGGGGCUUGGACUUUCUCUUAUAGCGGCGCUCCGGGAGACGACGCUUUUGGGCGCAGUCUUCCUUCUGGGUCUUUUCAGUUCUAUGGCCAUCUACCGCCUGUUCUUCCACCCUCUGAGAGCGUUCCCCGGACCAGUUGCUGCUCGACUAUCUGCACUCUGGGUGUUCAAAGAGAGUUGCCCAGACCUGAGGUUCUACGUCAAGCUUCGGCAGCUGCAUAACCAGUAUGGUGACUUUAUACGUAUCCGGCCUCGAGAGAUCUCUAUAUGCAAUCCUGACGCGGUCGUGGAUAUCCACGGUCCCCGAAACCAUAUUCGGAAAGGCGAAUUCUAUGAUCAGCUAAGUCCCCAUCGGAGCCUUCAGAUGACACGCGAUCCCGCAUUCCACAGCCGGAAACGCCGUUAUUGGGAUAAAGCGUUCCAAACCAAGUCGUUGCAAGAGUAUAUGCCCCGGCUAAGGAAACACUACGGGACCCUCUUGGACAUCUUCACUCGUCAUGCGGCGUCUGGAGAACCCAUCGACAUGAGCGAUUCCUUCAUGUACUUGGGCUUCGACCUGAUAUCUGAAUUGACGUUCGGCGAGUCAUUCGAUAUGCUGUCCACUGGAAUACCGAAUGAGAUCAUUGGGGAGUUCAUCCAAGGCAAGAAGUUCGUAGGCUUCAUGGUACUCAGCAUGUGGCUCUUCUAUCUCCUGAAGGCUCUGCCUCCUAUACAUGACCGCAUCGAGUACUGGUUGAUGUGGUACGAAAGGGCACUAGACAAGAGGAAAGCGAUGGACUUGCAAUCGCCGGAUUUCUACACGCACAUCUCGCAAGCGGAGAACUUCGAGCACGACCGUUCUCAUGAGGCACAGCUAGCCAUCGUGGCCGGAUCUGAUACGGUCGCUAUCACCUUAACGAAUGUUUGCUAUUUGCUUUGCCGGUAUCCGGAGUAUCAAAAGAAACUGUUCGAGGAGGUCGGUGAACUACCAGACGAGGAUGGGCUCAUCGAUGACCAGAUUCUGGUGGGCAAGCCUUGCCUGCUGGGCAUCAUCAACGAAGCCUUGAGAUUGUACCCACCGGUUCCCUCCGGCGUGCAGCGCUUGACUCCACCAGAAGGGGCCGUGAUCGCUGGCCGCUACAUUCCUGGGAACACGGUCGUAACUACACCAACGUAUGCUCUGCAACGAGCAGAUAAACGCGCAUUCGUCAAACCGGACGACUUCAUACCCGAGCGGUGGUUCUCGCAACCAGAACUCAUCCUGCGAAAAGACGCGUUCUUUCCAUUCUCGUACGGAGCCUACAACUGUGCUGGUAAACCGAUGGCCAUGAUGGAGCUUCGCAUGUCCCUGGCCAUGGUCAUCAAACGAUUCAGCCUCUCCUUCGCCCCCGGGAAAGAAGCGGAGUGUCAGCGAUUCGUCGAAGAUCAGGCCGACUGCUUUAUCAUGCAUCUUCACCCGCUUCCUCUUAUCCUGAAACGGAGAGCCGGAACCGAAUGA